UGAAAUAGCCAAUGAACAGGUGACUUACGCUGUUUUUUGCCAAGGUGGGUAUAGGAACAGACGACUGCUGACUCCUGUUAGUAGGCUGAGGCCUUUCCCUGCCUAUAGUUCAUGGUUGGUACCCAGGAACCCAGACGUGGCCCCUGGUGCCCCUAGUGUGGGCACCUGUAGUCUGCCCAGCUCCACGUGCCCGCCGCACCAGCCAGUUUCAGGAUGACGAGAAUUUGCAGGCGUGGACCGGUGUUGUAGUGGGUGGCGGGGCGAAGCUGAGUGGCUGAGGUGGGCGAGGUGGGGGUGAUGGCCAUGGAGGGUUACAGUGUUGUGUCAGAGGCAGUGGUGCAGCGGGUGUUCUGGGUCGACUGGUUCCACCAUACCCCUCAUAUUAACCUCACACUCCACCCCGUCAAUGAUACCUUCAGUCCCCUCUCGCCUAUCUACCAAGAGAGUCUUGGUAUUAUUGGGUCAGUUCCUGCUGGCGUGUUGAUCCUGACAUUGUUGGUGCUGCUGCUGUACCUGUUGACGCGAUGCUGCGACAACCGACCCCGCAAGCCAGGCUCCAUAACCUGUCUGAAGGUUAUGUUGGUCCUCUUUGCCAUAUUUACACUGGGUGCAUUAGGGGUGAGUGUGUGGGGCAACGAAGAAGUUCACGAAGGUGUGACUCAGUCUGUCCGCUCUCUUGACAACAUCAACAGCAUGGUCCACUCACUCAGCAAUCAGACGAAACUGUUCGACGAAACGAUCCGAAGGAAUUUACAGCCACAAUUAAACCUCUUCAAGGAGACAAUCCAGUCGGGAAAGAUCAAGAAUGCAACCGUUGAAAUGUUUAUCAUUGAGAGUCUACACUAUAUGCAGGGCAACAUAUCUGAGGUCCUUCUCAUCAAUGUUGAGGACAUAAAUGCCAUGCUGUGUCGUCUAGGAUACACAGCCAAACUCCAGAUGUCAGGAGCAGAGAUGGGAGGUAUGGUUCGCCUACUUGGAGUAGGAGAGUUAGGGAGAUGGGUGGCGACGCUGGGGAUCACAGGAAUGCUCAUGAUGAUUGUGUUGGUUGUCAUGAUUGGUGUCGCUCGCCACUCACGAUGCACGCUAAUUACGUUCUCGGUUCUGGGUCUUCUUGCCAUGAUCCUGUGUUGGGGUUUGACUUCAGUCUACCUGGUGGCUUCUGUUGCUCUGUCAGAUUGGUGUAUGGAUCCCAAUCCUUUCCUUGAGGAUCAGCUCAGCAAACUGGUAUCAAAAGAUGUCGCUGCUUACUAUCUACGAUGCGAUCCAACACGACCAUCACCAUUCACUCGUUACCUAACCCAUGCUCAACAGGCAGCGAAUCUUGUAUUAGACUCCCUCAAUAAAGUCACCCGUAUUGCAGAUGUUUAUUACGAACGAAAAGAGAUUCACCCUCGCUUGGACCAUUUAGGGGCAUUUGUGAACCAGUCGCAGCGUAGUCUGGGAGGUGUAGCAGCAUUGUUGGAGUGUCAGUCUCUGCACCACCACUACCGCACAGCCCUCAAUGCUACGUGCUACCAAGCUAUGUCUGGUGUAGUGUACCUACUUCUGUCAGCUGCUGGAAGUGGUUUGCUCUUCACCAUUUUGGUCUGGAUUACAUCCCACACUUGGAUCUACCUCAACCACAAAAGAGGCUCAACUAGGUCCAGUUCCACACAGCCAAGCGGCAAGAAUAUACAAGCUGUCAGAGUUUGGCUCAACACUCCACCAUCCCAUCCAGCAGCUAUUGUAGCUGAACCUGGCGUAUCAGAAGAACGUGACCCAUUCUUACCAGGCCGAGGGUCAAGAGGAGGAACACUGACUUCUCUUGGGGCACCUGGUUACUCGAGACCCCGUCACUCGCACACACCACCUCAGACGCCACCAUUUCCUGGGACUUUAAAUGGUCGACUGUACCACAGCGAUGGAAUGGGUAGCAUGGGAGGAGGAAGUGGGUCAGCCCCAACAACAGUAAGUACAAUGGGCCGCAAUGACAACCACCACAACCAUCACCACCACACUCACAGUCAUAGUCACUCUCUGGGGCCCAACCAUGGCCAGUAUGCCACUCUGUCCAAGCAGUGCAAGACUCUCGAAUCAUCUGACUUCUACUAAAGGAUAUUGGCUCACUAACUAACUGCAUGGUUCUCUUCAUGGUGUUGCUGGAUUCUUAAUUGUGCCAGUAUUAAAACUGUAGACAAGUUUCAAAGUCUUCAUGAAAUUCACGGAAUCUUGUGGGGAAGCAUGUGGAGUACAUUAGUGUUCACCAGAAUUUUAAGGAGAUAUAUUUUUUCUAUCCUUUAAGAUAGAAUUCUUGUGGUCAUAAUAUACAGUAAUAUGCCAAAGGAUAUGAAACGCUUGUAUCUAGUAGGGGAAGAGUGUCUUCAGUCUUUCUGUAUGUAUUUAAGAACAAACAAGUGUAUUGUAAGAAGUCUUGUAGAUAAAGAUGCUGGGAGAAACUACUAUUUCAUUUUGUUUCAAUGUGAUGCAGUUGGCCAUUUUUUAAUUUGUUUGGAUGUUAACUAACUGCACUUUAUCUACGAGUGGCUUGGUUAAGUUAUUGAAUGUAGAAUAAUAGUUGCAGUAUGUGUGCAUGCUUCCUUUGCAGGGUUUGAAUCUUGAAUACUUGCAUUUUAUUCCUAUUAGUGUUCAAGAUCUUCUUUUUUUUAAUCGGUGGAAUAUGCUGUUUAAAUUGUGUUUUUCUGAGAAUAUAUAUGGCUUAGUAUGCUGUAAGAAAUUAUGAAAUUUUUUGAAGUUGUAAAAAAAUAGCCUUGAAUGUUAUUUGGUAAUUACCAGUUAUUAUUGAUGCAUAAGAAAUCGUCAAGAUUUUUGGACUAGCUGAAGUUCAUCGGCUACACAUGCUACAGACUGUUUUUCAGUAUUCGGGACCAAUAGUUGAGUACUUGGUCUUGAUAGUGCCAUUUUGUAAAUACUGUAUAGCAGAAUAUUUAUCUGGGGGUUAAUUUGGAUUCUCAAAGGUACUUUGUUUUUUAUGAGAAUUUAUUUAUAAUUCAUUUGGUGCUGUCUCCAGACUUUCCUGUUAUCACAAAAGAUGUCUUUAUUUUUUGUAUGCAGCUAGUUAAAAGGUGAUUUCAUAAAUUCGUAAAUAACUUAAAUUUCAGUGUGGUUAUUUUCUUUAGCGGGGCAUUUUUUGUUAGCUAAACUAUCUCCUUAUAUGAAUAUUAGAGGCAAACUUAUCUUUAUAAAUGCUACAAAUUGUUAUUACUUGGUAAGUUCUUGAUAGGUGUGUGAGUUAUGAUUUAAUGAACAUGAAUUUUCUUCUGAACAAAUUUGAGGGUUGAAAGUUAGGUAGAGUAGAAGGCUGUAAAGAUGAAUAGCUGGUUUACUGCCAGAGCAAGACGUGUGUGAAAUGGUAAUGCCAGUUGUCGCAUAUAUGGCUUGUCUCUCACAUGUUUAAGCAAAUGAAAUAUUUUCACCGCAAAGCUGUAAUCUUAAGAAUCUAGAAGCACUGUACUUUUUACAUUAUUCAAUAUUUUGUGAAAUAUUUUGAUUUUUAAAUUUUGAAAUAUUUUGAAACAAUUUGAUUUCAGAAUGCAAUACAAGGGAGUGGAACAUGCUGUGUUAAUUACAGGUGCCAAGUUUCUUAAUUUUACUUCAUAGGGGAUAACAAAAAUCUUACUCCACUAAUUAAUAUUUAAGGGGAUAUAUAUAUACAGUAUAUAUAUAUAAUUUUGAAUUUUCUAAGGUCAUAUCAUCACACUGAAUGAUGAAAAAUAAAAAACAUUGGCAGUCAAUUUUGUUCAUAAAAUAACCAAUACGAUAAAUAUAAACAUUUGGUUGGUAUUUGUUCUUUAAAUUGAGAAACAAACUUAGUUUGUCAUUUUUUUAGAUAAGUAAAGACAAAAGAAUUAUCCUAAUUUAUUUUUAAUAAAUUUUGUCAGGGGACAGGCAGCCUGUAUACAUAUACAUGUUAGGCUUAUAUCAAGGUCCCCACCCCUCCUCCCCUUAGGUUGAACUACUGACACUCCCCAGGAUGGAACCCCUACAGCAAGCUAAAUAACUCCUGGGUGCCUAUUUACUGCUAGGUGAACAGAGCAUUAGGUGAUAGGAAUUGUGCCCGACCAUUUGUCUCAUCUGGGGUUCAAAUCUAGACUUCCCAAUUGUGCACCGAGAACAAACCCGACUAUACUACAGGGACACACAUCGUAUAUACCACAUAUACAGACACAUCACUAUGUAUAAAAUAGUGGUAAUAGACAAAAUUGAUUAGAAUUCUUAAAACCUGGAACUUCAAGAGUAAAAGGUCAUAGAUUUAAGCUACGGAAACAAAGAUGCCGAAAGAACACUAUAAAGUUCACUUUUGCCAAGUGGUAGAUGGUUAGAAGAAGUUUGAGUGAGAAAGAGGGAGAAGGCCAAAACUGUCAGUAGUUUCAAAGUGUUAUGGGAUGACGGGACACCACGAACUAAGUGUCUCGUCGUGUAACUAUCUUGAGGUGAUUUUGGGGCUUAGUGUUCCAGCAGCCCGGUCCUCAGCCAGGCAUCCUUUCUGUUACACACCCAGGAAGCAGCCCGUAGCAGCUGUCUAACUCCCUGGUACCUAUUUACUGCUAGGUAACAGGGGCAUCAGGGUGAAAGAAACUACCCAUUUGCUUCCGCCUCCACCGGGGAUUGAACCCGGAACCUCAGGACUACGAAUCAGCAGCACUGUCCACUCGGCUGUCAGGCCCUCCAUCAAGCAACUAAACUUAGGUAAUUACAUACAUACAGUAUAUAAAUAAAUCUAAUUUUUACUUGUCUAAGUAAAUGACAAACUAAGUUUACUUUUAAAUUUUAAGAACAAACUUCAAACAUCAAGCAAAUAUCACUUUCAUUUUUUGAUAUUAUGUUUUAAAAUGUUUUUAGUAAAUGUUUAUUACUGUAUUUGCAUUUAGUUUUAUAUACAGUAUACACCUUUAUAAUUUUUUGUUAAUAUGACAAAUAGAUACAUUUUCUAUCAACUUUUCAUGAAGGUAUCGAGUAUGAUUUUGUCUCUAAUGGUCCUGGUGCAUUUGUAAUGCGUCGUUUUUGCAUUACUUACCAUAUUGAUCUUGGUUACUCAGGAUUUGAUGUUCUAGAUUUAAAUCUAUCUUUGUCUUCAAACAUUU
Procambarus clarkii (red swamp crayfish) is the source of this 5081-nucleotide messenger RNA. Lineage: Eukaryota; Metazoa; Arthropoda; Malacostraca; Decapoda; Cambaridae. The record is from RefSeq and is a predicted model, not a curated record.